Messenger RNA from Podarcis lilfordi (Lilford's wall lizard), 27757 nucleotides. Lineage: Eukaryota; Metazoa; Chordata; Lepidosauria; Squamata; Lacertidae. The record is from the annotation of a GenBank genome assembly.
AUGCCAAAAAUGGAAAGACAGAGAAAAGGUUUGUCUGAACAGUUUUAUCGCCUUCUCCGACUCAUCCCCCAAGCAUUUCUCCUCGACCUGAGGAACUCUUGCUGGGACAGAGAGUGGGGUGGAUGUCAGCAUUGGGAAGAAGCGCUGGAAACCAGAUGGGAUCGAGAGGUGGGAAAAUAGCCAGGAAGGGCUUGGAAAUGAAUGAGUCGGCAGCAUGAAUCAUCUUUUGCCCCCAAGCAGAAAAAAGCUUGUAGGCUGGGGUGUUGCUAUGGGGUAGUCCAAGGGGCGCAAACACCAACCAGGUCUUUCUUGCCAAGCCCCCAGAUCUCCUAUCCCAAAGGUGGGGAACUUUUAUCUGCCACAUUCCCUUCUGUUCAACCUUCUGAGAACCACAUGUCAGUGCUGGGCGGGGCCAGAGACAAAGGUGGGUGGUGCAAUUAUUAUACAUGUUACCUUUGUACAGUAGGCUGGCUUCUUCACACACUCACAAACCCCACUCCCUAUCUUCCAUCCAGGAAAGCAAGACAUCUUCAGGAGAAGAAAAGGCUUAAGGAGGAAACCCUACACAAAUCCGGAGUGUGGUCCCUAAGGCGGUUGGAUGGUGCUUUGUACACCUCCUUCUGGCAACUCCUGCAGCCAAGCUGGUGCCACAUGUAUUGCUCUGCUUUGCUUUGGACCACAUCAGCGAGGCUGAGAGGGGAGGGGUCUUGCCAUCUGGGCAGCCCAGGACCUCCACACACACUGCCCAGGCUUGCACCCCCAGAGAGGUUACUAUGCAGUUUGACUUUGUCUCUGACGGCGCACUCUCUCGAGAUAGAUGGGCGCCAACAACAAGGCAAGCAAGAGGCAUUAUCAGAGUCCAAGGACACAUUCCAGCCAAGCAUAACACUCAGGGUGUGAGGCUGCGCCAGUUGAGGGAUGGGGUCUAGGGCAAGGAGUAGGCAAACUAAGGCCCGGGGGCUGGAUGCGGCCCAAUCGCCUUCUAAAUCCGGCCCGCAGACAGUCCUGAAAUCAGUGUGUUUUUACAUGAGUAGAAUGUCUUCUUUUAUUUAAAAUGCAUCUCUGGGUUAUUUGUGGGGCAUAGGAAUUCGUUCAUUUCCCCCCCAAAAAUAUAGUCUGGCCCACCACAUGGUCUGAGGGACAGUGGACCGGCCCACGGCUGAAAAAGGUUGCUGAACCCUAGUCUAGGGAAAGUUCUAAGGGUCAAAUAGAAAGGUCUGGAGGGCCACAUUUGGCUCCGAAGGCCUGAGGUUACGCGCUCCUGCUGAAACUAGCAUAUGCAUAUUUUAUGCCAAUGUGUGCCACUUGGUGCAAAUUUGUGUCAGGAACCUGUGCCCCCCAGUUUUUUAAAUAGCUGACAGCCUCCCUGCUUAUAGGGUUGCUUGGAGUGGGUCAGCACAUCUGAGCCCAGGGGAAAGCCAAUGGAUCAACAUAGGAGAGGGUGGUAAGCAAGUAGCGCCACGACUCCACCCAGCCAAAACGUGGCCAUUGGCCUGAAUGAAGAACCACCACCAAGUUAAGUUUGGAAUAUAGAGGUUUCAAAUCCCAACUCAAAAGGCCACCUGUACCUGAGAAAGUCACGCUCACAAAUUCUUGGCUGCACAUUGGCUGUGUUGCACCAUGCAUUUACAGCUCACAUUGGGCGUUGGGAAUCAUAGUUCUGUGAGAAUUAUAGUUCCCAAUGUUCUUUGUGUGGGGUGCAUUAAACAUGCUUUGAAUGCAUGGUGCAUAGACAACCAUUUUGAGCAUUUAUAAGGGUGGGGGGAGCAGUUUCGUGAAAAUCCAACAGGGCAAUUGUGGGAGACAAAGAGGCACAGCGAACAAAGUACUGGAGGAAACAGUAUAAUUUGUUUACAAAAGGCUCUCCAGUUUUCUGUUGUGAUGCCUAAUGACUUUUAAGCCAAAUUCAAGGAGGACAAGGCUAUCAAUGGCUCUUAGUCAUCAUCUUCCCAUUCCAUUCAGAAUAAGAGGCAGCAUGGGGCAGGCAAGGGCCAGCUCAGGCGCAGAGCACCUGUUUUGCAUGCCAAAGAACACAGGUUCAAUCCCUGCCAUCUCUUGGUAGGUCUGAAAAAGACUCCUUGUCUGACACCCCAGGACAGUUGCUGGCAGCCAGUGUAGACAGCACUUAGCCAGCUGGUCAAUGGUUAGAGUCAGUGUUAAGACAUAUUUCCAUUUCCUUUCUUUCUUUUUUUUUUUUAUAAACGUCACACUUUACAUUUCAAUAAUAUAGGUCAAAUAAAUCAAAAAGUGACAUUUUAGAAAGAAGAAGGUUGGAGAGAGAAAUAUAAAGACAGAAUGUUACAUUAAUCUGAACACAUUGUGCUAGCUGUGAUUCCUGUGUUGCAUGGGGUUGGACUAAAUCACCCUUGGGCCCCUUCCAAUCUUCCAAUUCUAUGAUUCUAAGGAGAUAAAUAAUCUCUCACUCUACCAGUACUGGAUUGCCAGUAGUACAUCUGAAUAGGAUCUUGGGGUCUUAGUAGACCAUAGGCUUAACAUGAGCCAACAGUGUGAUGCAGCAGCAGAAAAAGCUAAUGCUAUUCUAGAUUGCAUCAGCAGAAGUAGUGUCCAGAUAAAGGGAAGUAAUAGUCCCGCUCUAGUCUGCCUUGAUCAGACCACACCUAGAAUAUUGCGUCCAGUUCCGGGAACCACAAUUUAAGAAGGAUGUUGACAAGCUGGAGCGUGUGCAGAGAGGGGCAACCAAGAUGAUUAAGGGUCUGGAAACCAAGCCUUCUGAAGAACAGUUGAGUGAGCUGGGUAUGUUUAGCCUGGGAAAGAGCAGACUGUGAUGAGAUAUGAUAGCCAUCUUCAAAUAUCUCACAUGGAAGAUGGAGCAAGCUUGUUUCCUCCUUUGUCUGGAGGGUGGCAACAUGAGAACGGGCCUUUUCUGCAUUGGCUCCGUUUAUGGAGCACUCUCCCCAGGAGGUUUGGCUGGCACCUUCAUUAUACACCUUUAGGCACCAGGCGAAAAUAUUCCUUUUUAACCAGGCCUUUGUCUGAAUGACACCUGAUGCCCUUUUAAAAUGUGUUGUGGAAAUUGGGGGUUACAGUGGUACCUUGGGUUAAUUACUUAAUUUGUUCCGGAGGUCCGUACUUAACCUGAAACUGUUCUUAACCUGAAGCACCACUUUAGCUAAUGGGGCCUCCCGCUGCUGCCGCGCCACCGGAGCACGAUUUCUGUUCUCAUCCUGAAGCAAAGUUCUUAAUCUGAAGUACUAUUUCUGGGUUAGCAGAGUCUGUAACCUGAAGCGUAUGUAACCCGAGGUACCACUGUAUUGGGUUGUCUUUGCUUUUAUUUUUACUAUGUAUUUAAUAUCUCAAUUUUAUGUUGUGAACUGUCCUGAGAUCUAUGGUUAUAGAAGGUAUACAAAUUUAAUUAACUUAACAACAACAACGGGACGUGGGUGGCACUGUGGGUUAAACCACAGUGCCUAGGACUUGCCAAUCGCAAGGUCGGCAGUUCGAAUCCCCGCGACAGGGUGAGCUUCCGUUGCUCGGUCCCUGCUCCUGCCAACCUAGCAGUUCGAAAGCACGUCAAAGUGCAAGUAGAUAAAUAGGUACCGCUCUCCAGCGGGAAGGUAAACGGCGUUUCCGUGUGCUGUACUGGUUCGCCAGACGCAGCUUAGUCACGCUGGCCACGUGACCCGGAAGCUGUCUUCAGACAAGCGCCGGCUCCCGGCCUCUUGAGCAAGAUGAGCGCGCAACCCUAGAGUCGGUCACGACUGGACCUGAUGGUCAGGGGUACCUUUACCUUUUUAACAACAACAACACCCCCCAAACCAAGGAGAUUCCCACCAAACACCAGGAAGAAUAAUCUUGCAGUAAGAGAGGUUGUGGACUCUCCUUUCUUGGGUUUUUUAAAGCAGAGGUUGGAUGGCCAUUUGCCAUGGAUGCUCUUAGUUGGGAUUCCUGCAUUGCAGGGGAUGGGACUAGAUGACCCUUGGGGUCCCAUCCAACUCUACAAUUCUGUGAUUCUAUGUUCCUAUAAAUACUAGUUCCUGGGAAACACAAUCAGCUGCUGCACUCAUGUCCUGUUUGUGGUUGGCUGCUGUGGUCAGCAGGAUGCCAGACUAAGAUGGGCCUCUGCUCUGAUGCAGCAGGGCUUUUCUUGUGACCAUAACAACUCUUCUGCAUCAGAGGCAGAAAGCACUUCUUCCUUUUCAUCUCCUGAAUGAGCCUCUUUGUCCCAGGCGAGAGUGAAAUCCAUCACCAAAUCUAGGGUUAGCCACGGAAUGUGGGUGCCGUCAUUCAAGAUGACACGGAGAUACAAGUUUGACAUUAAAUUUGCAUUUCAUGGUUUGAACGUCAAGUUGCAAGACACACAUUUUAAAAUUCCUUCACCACCCCCACUCUCCGACGGCUGAAUUUGAGAGCCAGUGUGGUAUAGUGGUUUGAGUGUCAGACUAGGACCCAGCAGGCCAGGGCUGAAACCCACACUGGGCCAUGAAGCUCGCUGGCUGACCUUGGGCCAUUCGCUGCCUCUCAGCCUAGCCUCCCUCACAGGGUUGUAGUGGGGAUUAAAUGAGGACGGGGAGAACCACGUGCUCUACCUUGAGCUCCUUUGAGGAAAAGGUGGGACAUAAAUGAAAUAAAAAUAAUAAAUGUUAUUAAUGUCAUAUUAUGCUGAUGUUUCAGCUUGGCAAAAGAUGGACGUUGCAUCCGUACGUUGCAUUUCAGAGGUUGUGCUUUGCCUAUGGGGUGGUGAGAUUUCUCAGCCAGGAGUAGAUCUUGCACUGGCAGUCAUGAGCAAGCUACAAAUCAGGCAACAUGCCCUAGGGUUGCCAUGUUUCAAAAAGCAUCAUUCCUGACACCAGGAACCCACCUAAAUUGUUGAGCUUUUGGGGGGGGGAAUUCCCCCAACAAUAAUGAUUUUAAGAUUUUGGAGCUGUUUUCGUUGCUUUUUCCAUCACAUUGCCCUACAUCCAGAUUUUCCCUGACAAUUUGCCAAUUCAGCAAAAUUCCCCCCGACGCCAUUUUUACGCCCGAAAACCAGGACAUUCUCCUGGUGUAUGGCAAGCCUAACAUGCCCAUCACACUCCUCUGCGUGUCAAACUUCAGCUUGGAGAUCAGUUCAAAGACCUUACAGCUGAAUUGCCAAAGCUGUUAAGAUACCAUCACACAUCAAUGAAUUCCUGUAUAACUCCCAUACCACACCCAAGGAACACAGAGAGAUAAAUCACAAACUCUGUAUGUAGUUUACAAAAACCCAUUAACAAUAAUAUACAGAAUUUCACCAUCUUCUGUUACAUUAAAUCUCAAAUAAUAUAUAUAAUGCCAAAAUAAUAAUGGCAUGCGCAAUUUUGAGAUACUGAAUUGCACAAGCCAUUAUUAUUUUGGCACUGUAUAUAUUAUAAACUACAUACAGAGUUGCUUAGUUUGUGGAUUCUAACUCCCAGCAGACCCAGCAGGCAAACCAGCAAUCAUGGAUGCAGAGAGAUAUAGUCUAGCACAUUGCAAAGGCUAAAGGUUCCUGGACCCCAGUUUUACAGGGCAGGUUUCCUUUAGAAGAGAGAGCACUGGAGAUGUCUGGGAUCUCUCACACACUAAGCUGUUCUGAACCCCUAGCCUAACUGGCAGCAAGGCAGCAUGCCAAGUCAAAAGUUCAAAGUGCAAGGAUCAACCCACACAAGCAAAGUCCAAAACCCCAAGUCCAAAGGUCAGGAAAUGGCCAGGGUCAAUCCAAGUAGCCAAGGCUGAAGUCCAGCAGUCAGGAUACAGUCCAGAGUCAAACCCAAAGUACAGUCCUAUGAAAGUCCAGGAGCAUCCAAAACAAGGUCCAUCAACAUGGGCAGUUGAGCAAACACAGCACCUCAGCUCUGCUUCCCUUUGGUACUUUGCAUGCUGAUUGCAGCAUCUGGGCUUGAGGAGGCAGGUGCCUUUCACCUGUUCCAAGCCUACAGCAGCUGAGGAAUCACACCUCUUCCCAGAGCUAGCAAGCCCCACCUAGCCAGCUAGUGUGCUGGGUUGUGGGCCCUUGCCUGCCUCAGCCUUCUAGAGUGCCCCUUGUGUGUCUGUGGAAACAGGGGCCCCUCUGUUUCUGGUGGUGGGUCCUAGUUCUCUGGUUCCUGUGCACUGACCCGCAUCCCCUUGUCAUGCUUCAUCACCCUGUGAGUACUUCCUUCCCCAUCCCCUGCUUGCCCCGGUGUUUUCCCGGUCCCAGCUACACCUCUCGGCAGGAUCCUCUUCCUCUUCCCUGUCAUCCUGCCAGUUCAUGACAUAUGCUAAGGGUGUAUAUGAGCCGCCCACCAAGCCUAUCUCGCUGACCUUUGGGGCUCUUCUUCAACCACAUAUCCUCACUGGCCCUGUUAUAUUCCCUUCUUCAGUGCUUUUUGCCUGGCUGGUAUGCGCCUUUUAAUUGUCAUAGGUCGCGUCCUCCCUGUGCAUUGAACCACAUGGCUUCCGUCAAAGAACCCUGGGAACUGCAGUUUGUCAAGGGCGCUGGGAAUUGUAGCUCAAUGAGGAGAUAAACUACAGUACCCAAUAUUCUUAAGGGGAAGCCAUAACAGUAAAAGUGGCAUAAAUGUGCUUUAGUUGGAAGGUGUUGAUGUAACCAGAAUGCUUCUUGGAGAGGUGAUUUUUGAUGGAGAGGCAUUUGUGUCUACUGCGUGUGCAGGAACCUCUGGGUUUUGCAUGGACCAAAUGUAAAUUUAACAAAUGAUGAUGAUAAUUAUGAUGAUGUAGCCAUGGCCCCACCCACCACUGGCAUACAGACCCCAACCUUACAUAUUUGUUUUGACCCAGGAGGUUCUUUAAGGUUCAGGGUUAAGCAAUUCCGCAACUCCUGCUUAUCUCAGCUGGCUGGGAGAUUGAAGCUGGUGAGAGUCAUCACGUUUCCUAAUGUAAACAAAACCCGUUUCCUAAAGCUAUUCAGGCUUGCAGUUUCCUAAAACCAAAGCUAUCUUUUAUUUGCCAGGAAGGAUUCCCGUUACUGCGUCUUAAGUAUAAAUCAGGAUCUGAGCUGAUGAUUUUUCCAAAGAACAAAUUCAGGUCUUUUUGUGAGAGUGCGUAUGUGCAGGCUAGUUUAAAAAUGGCACAAGUAGGUGCACAGAGGAAAUGCUAUGUGUUCAUCAGCUUUCGGCUUGAACACGCCAGCUUUGUGAAAACUAUGUCAAUCAUACAGGCAUCAAAUUGCUUGGAGUCCUUGUGGUCAUGGUUGCUUUUCCAGCAUCAAACAAAUUGCCCAUCCAUGCUUUGGAAGAAUCGAAGGUGGGGGGAGGGUGUCUCCCUUUUACAGGUCUCUACUGAGAUAAGGAUAGAGCUGGCUGUUUCAUAGGUGUUUUUGAAAUCAUGUCCAUUUCCUAUUGACAGUGAACAUCUGGCAACCUUUAAGAAGAAGGGGGGAAAGGCCUGGAGAGCAGAAGUUAUCUAAGACUCUGCAGUUUGGUGAGAAGGAGGGAAUGCCGGGGGUGGAGGUAGGCGGAGUGGUGGAUGAGAUUGUAGAAGUGGAGAAAAGUGGUGAGUGCCUUAUAAAAGAUCUGGGCCUCUUCUAGACAUCUUUCACUUUCAGUGCUAUGUAUGCAUGCAGUUUUCUUAGGCUGUUCAACCACCCCAACCCCCAGAUCUGGCCUUAACCUGAUUGGGAUGGUGCACACCAGCCACACCAGAAGGCUCAAGCUGUGGUGCAGGCCAAAUCAGUGAUCCUGGAGAAGAUGUUCCAAAUUGAGGGGAACCAAUACGGUGUUCUCCAGGGGUUCUUGGACUUCCAACUCCCAUCCUCCCCUCACCAUUGGCCAUGCCUGAUUCCAAAAGCUGGCAGUGAGUGUAAGUAAAAGAUGUGAAUGAUUUGUUUGGGCGUCUACUCUUCUGUUUUGAAGACCUCCUUCAGAUCUGUUUUAUGUUUGGGAAAUUUUACAAAGUUCUUAAGUGUGUUCAUACACACAACACACACACAAACACUAUAUCCUCUUGUUUUGUGUUGAUCCUUCUGCAACGACAGAGAAGUCUGAAGUAUAGAGUAAGCUACAGCAUGUAAUGGCAGCAUGCUGGUAACUGCUGCAGCUAGGGUGGGGACCCUGGUGCCAUCCAGAUGUGGUUGGACUGCAGCUCCCAUUGGCCCGCAUGGUCAAUAGUCAUGAAUAAUGGGAGUUGGAGUCCAGCAACAUCUGGAGAUCCAUAGAUUCUUCACUCCACAGCAUUUUGGAGGAGGAGGAGGAAGAGGAGAGCUUGACUGAUGGGUUGAUAUCCCAUGUUUUCUCUCUUUAGCAGGGCUUUCAAGGGCAGGAACCACAGCUCAGUGGCAGAGAACAUGAAGGUCCCAAGUUCAAUCCUUGGCAUAGAAAAUUAAAACAGCCAGGGAGCAGAGACUGGGAACAACCUCAGCCUGGAAAGCUGCUACCGGUCAGAACAGACCAGGGCUGGGGGACCUGUGGGCCUCCAGAUGUGGCUGGACUCCAACUCCCAUCAUACCUGAGCUUUGGCCAGACUGGCUGGGGCUCAUGGGAGUUGGAGUCCAAAGACAUCUAGAGAGGCACAGGUUCACAGGUGAUUCACAGGCAGGCCUCCUCCGUGGGGAAAAGCUAUAGGUCGGUGGAAGGGCCCCUGGUUUCACCCCUGGCAUCUCUGGAUAGGACUGGGGGUGUCCCAGGUCUAAAAGCCCUGCAAAGCCACUGCCAUUCAGUGUGGAAAAUGCUGAGCUGAAGGGGAGAAGGAUCAGAUGCCUGAGCCGCAGCUUACGUUCCUCUGCACCCAAAUGCCACUGCACACUCGUGUUGACGGAGGGUGGCCGGCGCCACCCCAACUCCCAGCACAAGCUCAACAAGUGAACCCCUAACCUCGCUCCCUGCCCAGCACAUGCAAACCUAGGGGAAAAUGCUACCUGUGGGGAGUUCAGCUUGAGCAGCUGUUAAAAGGCACAGGAGCCCUGCCAAGGGAACAACAGCAAUAUUAUUAGCAACCCUGUUUUACAUACCGCCCCCCCCCCCCUUCUUGGAAAUGAUUUUAAAUCACUUAAGGGCAAGGCUCGGCACAUUUCUCUUCCCCCCCCCCCCGCCCCCAACUACCCGGUUUCCAGGAGCGAUUAAACAGAUCUCAAUGCACGAGGAAAACUGGAAGCGGCCUCUACGUUUCUCUUCCUCUCUUAUAAAGGUCGGGUGGGAAGAGAAAGGAAAGACGGGCGGGGGGGGGGGGGAGGAGAGAGAGAUGAGAGGAAUGAAAUUCUUUCAAUUAUUUCGCGGUCAAAAGCCCCCUUUGGCCCGAUCGAGAGCGAGUAAUAAACAGGGGGAAAGGGCUGGGAGCGGGGGGGGGGGAAUGGAGGACCAAAGAGAAGACUUCUGAGUAUUCCCCGUACCACCACGCGCGAGGAAGGCCGCGGGGGGGGGGGAGAGAGAGACUCGCAGAGAAAUUAAGACAGGAAUUUGUGCAGGAUUUUUGGCGUUUCGAAAGCAAUGGAUGGUGCUUUUUUUCUUUUUUGGAAAGAGGCUAUUAAGCGCGAGAGCAAGCGGCUGGGCCUUUUCUAUGUGGGGCCUUGUUUGCAGACGUGUGAAUGAGCGAGCGAGCGAGCGAGCGAGCGAGAGAGAGAGAGAGAGAGAGGCGCAUUGAAUGGACUUGGAAGCGGAGAGGCAGAGAUCAGCCGGCAGGGAGGGGCGGGGGAAGGAGCCGAGGCUGGGAGCUCAGACAGCCUGGCGCCAGCAAACACCUGCGAGCAGCUAACAGGAACACAAUGGCAAACGCAGGUGGGGGAGUGCUGUCAAGCCAGGCCUCUCCCCACUGUUAAUCACGGCUGAUUGCAUCAGUUUCCAAAGCCUGCCAAGACCCACCAGCCAGCAGCCGGCCAGAGUUGUUCUCUGUGUCAGGAUUUUUUUUCUUUUCUAAUUUAAAGCAACUUUGCAUUAAUUCCCCCCCCCUUUCAGCACAAAAAGGGAGGGGGAGGGAAACAGGUGGGGGGAGGCUUCAGAGUAAGAGUCUCACUGGCUGAACGAAUAAAAGCCAAGCCGGAUCAGCUUGAGGGUUAUCGAUCUGAGCCCCCCCCCUCCAACCAGUAGGUUCCUGCCCUUUCUUGUGCCCUUGCAGUGCAGUGGAUCAGAGCAGGGUUAGGUUUGCCGAAGAGCAGGGCUGGGGUUGGUGCCCAGCAGCCUUGGGCUGCCAGCACUGUAGCAAGGCCCACUGCUGAUACCAGCCCUGCCCACCCCUUUUAAUUUCUCUCUCUCUCUCUCUCACACACACACACACACACACACACACCUCUUCACCAUAGCCUUCUGAACAACACUGGUUGGCUGGGUGGAGCGGCCAUGUCAGAUUUCCCACAGUGCUCUAGGACAGCAUUGUUCCAGGGCAUUAUGGGCAAUUAAAAUGGCUGCCUGGCGCAGCCACCCAGUGUGGCUUGUUUGCAAUGCUGUGGCUGCUUCUCCCAGGUGAAUCCAGAGAGGCUUACAAAUAUUUGCUUUGCCCAGGUGCCCUUGAACCUGAAGCCACUCCCGCCUCUGAAUAUGAAAGCAGAGACUGCUGCUACCAAUUGUGUAAUAAUAAAAUCGGACUUUUGACUAUCUUUCUUCUUUAGAUGUUGUGUGGUGGUUUCCAAGCUGUGUUUUGGGGAGGGGAGCAGGGGUCCGUUACUGAGUGUUUAUCGGGCGUUCUUUCGUGUUCUGAGGUUCAGACAUGGGUGUGCAAAUCUUCCCUAAAAGUUCUUGCCUGCCAAUGUGGAUCUUUCCUUGGGAAUCUGAAGGGGUUAAGGGAGUGUUGCCCAAAAUUCCUGGCCUUCUCUUGUGCAUCCCUAUCACUCUUGCCCUACAAAAGAGUUUUAGGGCUGCCUUCUGAUAUAGUUCUCAAGAGUCCUUGGGAGUGUUCCACAGCACUCCCUGUGACUACUCUUGCCCCACAAUUCAGAUUUGCAUGGGAAUGUUGCUUGCAACUGAUGGGAUUGCAACCAGGGCUAGCAUCCAUGCCUUGCAGAGUCGCAGAGAAUGCUUGCCCUUUGAGAAUGGUUGCACUGCCAUUCUGAUCCUGCUCUGCAAUCUGAAGUGGUGUGGGAGCAUUGGCCACCACUCCCAAUCUUCCUCUGCAUUUGAAAUUCAGUCAGUAGAGUGCAAAACUCCUUAAUCUCAGGGUUGGGGGUUUGAACCCCACAUUGGGCAAAAAAUUCCUCCAUUGCAGGGGGUUGGACCCUUAUGCUCCCUUCCAACUCUACAAUUCUAGGAUUUUAGGAAGCUGUACAAAAAUAUCAGGCACAGUACAGAGUGCAGUCUUGGUUGACAUUGGAGCCAGGGUGAGAGCAACUGGGAACAGCAGUGCCUUCCAUCCAGGGUGCAUUCUAGCGCAUGCCCCAGAAUCCUUUGCAGUAUGGCAAUAUAUCAAGCUGAGCUGUGCCUUUAAGCCCAUUCAAUGUUGUGAGCGAAAAAAAGUGCAUAUUGAGUCUCAUAGAACCAAACAUAAAAGCUCACAGCCCAAAAUUAAGCACAGGAUGCUGACCAGGAAUGCAAUGCUGACUCCUGCCAUUGCUGAUGUGGCAAAUCUUAGAAGGCACCCAUAGGAUGUGGCUGCAGGGCUUACCACAUCUUCAAACCAAUGUCCCUCUAGCCACUUAGCAGAAUCAUUCCUGAACAUUAAAUGUAUGGUUCUUUUCUUGAUUUGUUUCUCGCGGUCGUAUCCUGCCUUUUCCCCAAGGGAAGUUUACAUGGGGAUUGUGGUCACCACAACCCUGUGUGGUAGGUUAGGCACAGAGAAAGUACUUGACCUAAGGCCACCCAGUGAGAUUCAAGGUUGACCAGAAAUUGGAAUCCAGCCUUUCCAACCCAAAUCUUAAAAUUGCACUGCAGAUUGAUGUAUAUCCACAUGUUGACUGUACGUCUUGUGAUUUCAAAAUGCCAUGCAUGGUUGACGAACCUUGGCCACCUCUGCUGUCCCUACACUUGUUUCAGCCCUCGAAAUAUAAGGUUAUACCAUGGUUAAAGGUAAAGGGACCCCUGACCAUGAGGUCCAGUUGUGACCGACUCUGGGGUUGCAGCGCUCAUCUCGCUUUAUUGGCCGAGGGAGCUGGCGUACAGCUUCUGGGUCAUGUGGUCAGCAUGACUAAGCCACUUCUGGUGAACCAGAGGAGUGCACAGGAACACCGUUUACCUUCCUGCCGGAGCGGUACCUAUUUAUCUACUUGCACUUUGACACGCUUUCGAACUGCUAGGUUGGCAGGAGCAGAGACCGAGCAAUGGGAGUGCACCCCGUCGCAGGGAUUCGAACCGCCGACCUUCUGAUCGGCAAAUCCUAGGCUCUGUGGUUUAACCCACAGCGCCACCUGCGUCCCUAUACCAUGGUUAGGGAUCGGCAAAUCUGUCAGCUUUUGUUGACCCAGUUUCUCAAUUUUCCAAUCUUAAUCUCAGUUUUGCACCUUACUACAGAUUCCUCCCCCCUUCAAAACAGCUGUUAGUAUUUUACUACAAAUUUCUUCUAAUGAGCAGAUUUUUAUAUGCAGUAUUGACCAAUGUACUUACUAUUUCCCCAUGUAUUAUGAAUCUUUGUAUGAUAUUUUCACUAACAUGCAUUUAAAACACGCUUCCCCCUAAUGCACUCAUUUUUGGUACACAUAGCCAGGUUGGAGAACCAUGUUGCCAAAUUCAGGGACGUGUGAACUUGGAGGUGUUUGGGUUCACGUUCUGAUUCAAGUUUCUCAUGGAAAAGCAAACAAAAUUGAAUUUCUGCCAAUCGACUGAAAUUGGUUCUCAUGAAGAGGAGCCAGUGAGUGCCCUUAUGGAUGUCUCCACUGUAACAGUAGAGGACAGGGAACUACUAAAGCCUCAUGCGUCAUUCCCGGAGGAUCAUUGUCUCCCUGCAUAAUGUUACGGGUUAGUGAACCAUUCUUGGCUGGGGCCUGGAUCCAGUUUCCCAGCUCAAUAAUGCAGGAAAUAACGAUCUGCAUUCAGAGGUUUGUUGGGGUUUUUUGUUUUGGUUUUUUUUGGUGAGCUGGAUGCCUUCAAUGGAUGAUAAACAGCACUGCCAUUUGGAACCCUGCCCCAUUGUGCAAGCGUGUUAGAGAAGAGUCACAAGUUGUGGCAUCCCAUUUACUACAACUGGGGUGGGGUGGGGGGUGGGAAGAUUAUUGUGCUUGGUUUGCAUGUGUCUUGUAGCCUCAUUCCAUCCUUUAGAACGCCAACAGGAUAUGCUGGUCACAAUAUGUGAGUCACCCAAAACCAAAUCCUCUCUUGCCAUCCUCAAGAGACAGCUUAAAAGACAGAAACCCAAAAUGAAAACUAGUUCCCUGUGACUCAAUAUAUCUUUGCAGUGGCCCCAAUCCAGGGAGACAGCAACAACAAUAUUGACACACUGGGGAUGCUUUCAACUAACUUUACUCAGAGCAGAUACACUGACAUUAAUGAUGGGCCAAAGUUAGUCAUCAUGGCCAUUGAUUUCAGUAGACUUACUCGUGAGUAAAAGUUAGUUGAAUACAACCCAGGAAAGAUGGCAAGUAGAGUAUAGUUGAGCUUUCGGAGCAAUCCAGAUUGAUAGGUUGUUGUUGUUGUUUGCAGGCAUCUUCUGCAACAUGUCAUUGAUGCAAUAAUAAUGCUUUAGCAGUGGAUUAAUAUUGGACUACCCACACAUCGUCCCACUUUAUUAGUUGUUUUGCAUUGCUUUCUCAGUGCUACUGCAUUAUUGCUGUCCACAAGGGCACUUGGGCACUGUAAUGCAGCAAAAGCAGGACAACACACACACACACACACACGGGAAGAUCUGUGGCCUGAAAAGGUAUAGAAUCUCACUAGGAUGCUAUGGGACAAGUCCCAAUGGAAACAGAGCAUCAUGUCCGUCCCAAAACUUUUGCAGAUGAUACGGUAUUGAAAGUGGGAUUGCAUAUAACUGCCCCGAUCAUGAAUGCACAAGGGUUGUUCUGGUUUGAUCAUGCUCAUGUACAGCAUUGGGAGUCUCACUGAGGGCUGAAAAGCAACAUAUAAAUAUUAAAUAAUGCUCAACUCAGCAGAGAGAAGGAUGGGGACAACUAGAAUUAGUUGCCUCUGUCUGGAUCUGGCUCCACCUACUGUUGGGCUACUUCCCAUAUGCCCCACAAGUCUCAAUGGGCACCAGCCAUGGCUUUCUACAGACCCUCCAAGUGUCCCUGUUUUCCAAGGAGAGUCCCAGAUUUACAAAAGGCGUCCCAGUUUCUGAUUUGAUCCCAAAAUGUCUGGUUUUUACUUAGGGCGCCCCUAUUUCCAUUGGAGAAAUGUUGCAUGGUAUGGAGUUACAUGACCCACAAGCCAUGGAGAUAAGUAACUAUACAAUCUUUAGAAGACAUCUGAAGGCAGCCCUGUAUAGGGAAGUUUUCUAAAUGUUUUAUUAUGUUUUUAUAUAUGCUGGAAGCUGCCCAGAGUGGCUGGGGCAACCCAGUCAAAUGGGUGGAGGAACAACAACAACAACAACAACAACAUCCCUAUUUUCAUCGGAGAAAUGUUGGAAGGUAUGUUGUUAAAGGCCCACCAAUUCCACCUCACACAGUAGAUGUUCUGAAGAGAUUGUGUGGGGUGCAUGCCUGCUCCACCCCAACCUUCCCACGCGGAUCAGGAAAGUCUGUGUCUUCGUUUUCCACCAUGCAUAAGUGACCACCCUUGUGUUAAAUUCAAUUACAGUGGUACCUCUGGUUACGAACUUAAUUUGUUCCGGAGGUCCGUUCUUAACCUGAAACCGUUCUUAACCUGAGGUACCACUUUGGCUAAUGGGGCCUCCUGCUGCCACCACACAAUUUCUGUUCUCAUCCUGAGGUAAAUUUCUUAACCUGAGGUACUACUUCCAGGUUAGCGGAGUCUGUAACCUGAAGUGUUUGUAACCCGAGGUACCACUGUAGCAAGGAGCAGUGAUGAGGCCCAUUUUCAGGAACGUCGUCUGUUCAUCUUCAGCAGGAUCCUUUUAUCCCUGAUGGCGACUCAAGUUCAGAAAGCCCAGGGACCCAACAUUCCUCCUGGGAGACCCCUGCUUCUUCUUCCUCUCCCGGAAGUCAUGCCGGCCUGCAUCCGACUGCCUCACAGCUUUUACCAAACAUGCUUGGAAGCUGCCUGCCUCAAGCCAGGUGCUCUUGAGGGAGUGUUUCCACGCUGUUUGCCAUCAAUCACGAGCCUUUCAUAGCCAGUGAUUAUGUACACAGGAGCAGGAGCAGCUCCUGCCUGCCUGCCUGCCUGGGAGAAAUCAGGGUGGGGUGGGGGCUCUUGCUUUCCUUGAGUUUUCCCAGCCAGUACGUCAGGCACCCCCCAUCGAGCCCUCUUCCCCCCUCAUCCCCACUUAAUAUCUCCCACAUGUUAUGCUGAGCCAGACUCUUCUUCCACUGGCUAUAUAGGGGUUUAGAAAGAGACACCUGUACACAUACAUCACUGCCAUGAGCUAAGAGAGGGUGAUGAUCUACGAGAAUCCCCGUGGGCACUUCCUGUUGUAUUUACACAGGGAGCUGCUUUGAAGCUGGAGAAGGCCUGAAGGGAGAGAGGGAAAGGAGUCGGAUGGGCGCAUAUAAGUAAUAAAAUUAUUAUUCAUAACACGGCUCGGGAACUCUGGCAUCCUUUCCAUCAAACCACCCUAACCUCCACACAGGUUCGGCGGAAGGUGAUAGCAAACUGUAGCUCUCUCCAAGAGAGCUGAGAAGGGCUGGUCCAGGAGGGCAAAUGGUGCCCUGCCCCACCAAGCUCAGCUUGUCCUUAGCCAGCCCCUGCCUGCUUGCCUCCUCCUUGUGACCAGUCUAAGGGGUGCAGGGGUUGCCUACUUCCUCCUUAGUCUCAGGGUUGGCCUUGUAGAACUGAAAGGGGAUGAGGAUGAAUCAUAGAACACCUUCUGAACGUGGGGUUUUUUAUGACCAUGUGGCCAUGUCAUCUUUAGACUCAGAAGGUGCCUUCCCCAGCUGAAGUUCGUUCUCUAGGGCAAGUGAGGCACUGCCCCAAGAAUCUCAGCCAGCCUUCAGCCAAUCCCCAUCUUCCUUCCUUCUGGGUCCAUCCAGACAAGGAGGUGGCAAUGCCUGCCAGCUUCUUCCUCUCAGUUCUCCCCUUGUAAGACUCAACAGAGAGGAGAAUGGAGAGAGUCAAGCUACAAUUUGUUAAUCAGUUAAACCUAACUGUAGUCUGUGAGCUUCACUGAAGUGGUCCGCAGCAGCGGGUCUGUGGAUUUGUGGUUGAAGACACAAGACAUGACGCCCAUCAUGUUAAACAGUGCUUUUUUUCUAAAAAAAUGUUUAGGGGUACUCUCAUUUUCCUACUCAUAUUGAAAUACUGCCCCUCAAUGAGGCCAUACUUAGAUUCACAAAAUAUUUAGGGGUAUGCAUACACCUGUGUCCCCCACCCCCAGAAAAAAAUGCACCGAUGUUAAAUAUCUGUAACUGGUUUUCAGUUGUAUUUUUAUUGCUUCUUCUAUUUCUUAUACUGUGUUCCGUUGUGUUGGCAUUUAAAUUCCAUGUGGUUUAACUCCUAAUACAGUAGAAUAUAAUAUAUAUGAAAGAAAGAAUAAAAAAUGCAAUUAAAGAUCAUAUGGCAUUUAGCACACAGCACAUUGCAACUGCAAUUGCUACAGCAAGCAGAAAAGCCAUUAAGUGGUCCACCAAGAUCCUCAGCGAUCUUCAAGUGGUCUGUGGCGGUGGGGGGGGGUAGUUUGGGAACCACGGGAUUAAACUGUUGCAGCUCUAGUAUAACUAUAGAUUCAGAAGAUCUGUGAUUUUAAGAAGAGCAAUCUGUCACCUGCCUAGAUUGUGUGCAUGUGCAUGUGUGCAUAAUAUACAUAUAUAGAUAGAUAUGCUACUACUGCAAAGGCAGAAGGAACAGCACUUUCAUAUAUAUGCUAACAUGAAUUCCAUUUGCUGCUGAUUAGACUGGCAAUCCUUUCUAUGGAGAAAUUGCUCUGAUGUUCCUAUCCCUCUUUUUUUUUUUUUCUUUUUUUUUUUAAGCAUUGCAAAUGACUGCCCGGUCUCAAGAUGCUCCAGGCUGACUUGUGACAUCGAUCAAGAGUUGUUUCACAACAAGAGCAAGACAGCUGUGCAGCUGGGUGCGUGUGUGCGUAGGUGGCUCAUUUCCCUCCUGCUCCCUGCUCCCUUCUGGGAAUAAGGCUUACGUUAAUUACAUAGGGCUCCCUUAUCUUUUUCUUUCUGUCCUCCGAGGUAGGUCAAGAGUUCCAUGUGAAACUAGGAGACACCCAAAUACCCUGGCUGACCCAUCACCAACUAGAUGGCCUUUUAAACAACCGAGUAGCCAAGGCGGCAGCUACCAGGCCACUGGCUAACUUUGGAAAACCCCUUCUGACAACAGAGGAAUGGUAUCUGCAAUACACAAAAAUACUGAUCCACGCCACUACAGGCCCCUUCACCACAAUCAAAGACCAAUGGGAACGUGACACAGGACACAAAAAAACUCAACCCGAUGGUCAGAACUUUGGCCUAAGUCACACUUUAAAUAUAUCUCAGCCAAAAGAAGGGAACUCGCUUUGAAACUUAUUUAUAGAUGGUACCUAACAUAAUGAAAGCUAGUAUUGAUAUAUCCAGGAACUUCACCUAGGUGCUGGAGAGGUUGUUCCUCCAUGGGCACAUUCCUCCCUGUGUGGUGGGAAUGCCCCCAAAUCUGAUCCUUUCGGAUAUUAGUCUUACAAUAAAUUUGCAAAAUAACAAAACAGGUAAUAGAAACAAUUCCAGAACUAGUCCUACUCAAUAUCUUCCAAGACAAUUAUGUGCACUCACAUGACAAAGAAGUCACAAACCACUUACUCUCAGCUGCUAGGAGUGUCAUAACUAGACACGGGAGGGAUCUGUUGGGAGUGAACAUGGACCACUGGUACCAAACUGUCAGAGACCGUGCUGAGGAGGGCUGCACUGAGGAAGAAUGGUGGGAGCCACCCCCUUGCCCUGAUCCUGAUCCUGAAUCUUCCCAGGAGCAGGAGGACAGUAUAGAUUUGGAACAGUGGUUUGCAGAGGGGCAUGGUUCAGAAGGCAGAAGCUGGGAAAUACUGGAUAGGGAAUAGCUGGCAGAAGAAAUACUAGAAGAGAGAGAGUAAACAGACUCACAGUCUCUGGACAGCAUUCAUCCCCCUUCUCCAAAGACACGGAGAGCUCAGAAAGUGUUAGAACAGAAAGCGCAGAGGGAACAAGCUCAGAUUACAAGACAUAGGAGUGAUGUAGAUUAAUAGGGACGGGGGGUGCGCCUUAAUUGGGAGCACCACCAUUUCUAGGUAGACGUGUUCUUUUAUCUUUCACUGUGAUUAUUAAAGAAUCCAACUGGUAAGACAUUCUGUUCGUUUAAUCUUUUUAUUUACUGAUCUUUUUAUUUACAUGGGGACAAACACAGGAGGACACUUUUACCCCGAUGUGGCACCCCUUUAUUACAUAUGCAAGCCAGAAAUACAAUAAACCAACCCCACCCCUAGACAGCAUACAAAUCAAUAUGGUUAACUUGACCCACCCAACAACACACACCCCUCUCACACACAGACAAAACAUGCUGCAACCAACUCGCAACCAAACAUGCCCUGGGCCCUCUGGUCUCUUGCACCACCAUCAAGAAUAAGGUAACUGUUUAUAUGACACUGACACAAAAGCUUUGCUCAUAUACUAUGUAGAAGAAUGAUUUUUUACUGUCUUGCCCUUUACCUCCUUCUCCCUUCUUAUUUUUCUUUUCCCUCAACCCCUGUAACAGUAAUGUCUCACUCUGAAUAUGACUGAUUUGUUUGAAUGAUUCUGUGACUUGAAAACAGAGACUCUGAAUGUUCUAUUGUUACCCAAGAAAACCUUUUAAUAAAACUUCCCCCCCCCAAAAAAGAGAGUUCCAUGCGACAGACAGACAGGAGAGAUUAAGAGGCAGCAGUUUGCACACAAGGCUGCCUGGAGUGUUUGCUGUUGGACUGAAAUUUGAACUCAGGCCUUCUAAAGUACAAGGGCAGAUCGUCACACGAGUGCUUCGUUUCAAACAAGGGUGGCUCUAACUUGCAGCUCUCUGGAUGUUUGCUGGACUCCAAGCCCCAACAUCCCCAGCCAGCAUGGCCAACGGUCAGGGAUGAUGGGAGUUGUUGGUCAACAACAGGUUAGCAGCCCCUGAUUUAAAUACUCGGGAUACUAGGAGGUGCUCCUGUUGUCUGAUAUGCAGACAAAAUGCCUUUUAACCUCUCCUGGGGUAGCACAGAGAGGAGAUACCUUAAAACACAGAGAGAUGUGUGCCAGUGUUGAGGAAUGUACCCAUAAAUGUCCUUUAGUUGGCUCCAGACUUAGCUGAACAGCUUAGGUCCCACAGAAAUCACUGAAUCUACUUAAUCACAGCUUAAGUCCCAUUCAUUCCAAUGGGAAUGCAGGCCAGCUAACUUAUUCAGGGACUCAGCUGAUCAAUGCACCAAAGCAAAAAGGACCAAGACUGAGUAGGAUGGAAUGCCUUUUGGCUUGGAAAUUUGCCCAAGGUGGCCUCUUGGGCCCAGUAGAGAUGCCUGAUGGUCCACUGCUCUGAGCUUCCCCAUCACUGCCAUAAACCCACCAUCCAGACACAACCUUCUCCAGUCCCAUCACCAGGAACAUAGGAUACCAGGUCAGACCAUUGGUCCAUCUUGCUCAGUAUCACCUAUGCUGAGUGGCUCUUCAGGGUCUCAGGCAGAUGUUUUUCCCAGCUGUGAAUACAGUUGUUGGGGGACUGACCUAGGGACCUUCUGCAGGCCCCAACACUGAGCCAUGGCCCAGGAAGCUGGGCUUGUCCAUUGGCUGUGCAGAGAGACCUGCCUUUGCAAAUAACACACAAAAAGGAAUUAUAGUAGGAGAAACGGCUAGGCAAAAUGUGUGCAUUAGUCAAAACUGCAUACAAAAAUGUGUUUAAUUAGUUGAAAUCCACACUAGAAUGCUAAAGAAUUUUCAUGGUGGGGUUGUGUGGUUGGUUGUUGUUUUUUAAAGAUUCCAAAUUAACUGCAGAAAUCUGAGUAACUGGAAAGUGGAAAAAAUGAGAGAAAUGAAAUGAACAGAUUCUUCUCUCUAUUAUCAAAUGGAUUUGGAAAGUGGUGGACUCUCUUUCAAUGGAUGUUUUUAGACAGAAAUUGGAUGGCAGGGAUUCUUUAUCUGUAAUUCCCAGAUUGCAGGGGGUUGGACUUUACUUAUAUCAGCACAAUUCUAUGAUCCUAUGGAAGUGACGUUAGAGGCAGGGUGGGAUAAACACAUAAGAAAUCAGAACAAUGUACUUCACACAGACCCCCUUCUCACAUCGCCGCAUCCUGCCCAGCUUUCAGCGCAAACAAUUUACUGUUUAACUCUGGUUUCCAGGCUGCCUCAGAGCACUGAGAUCAAGGGGACCCCUGUUCCUGUCUCAUCCCACGCCCCCCACCACAAGCACAACGAGGGGAACGUGGAUACCUUUCUUGCGUCAGCGGCGCUUGUGCCUGAUGCGUGUGCCAUCCCACGCACCUCGUCACCUUGCUUCCUCUCUGGGCACAGUUUCCCUCUGCUGUAAGAAAGGGGGGGGGAGAGAGAGAGAGAUCCCAGUGAGGCUGAAGAGAUGGCUGUGUGCACCUAGCUUCCCCUUCACCCCCCCCCCCCGCCAUGCAGAAACAGAGAGAGGCAGGUGCUUCUCAAAGCCACAGUGGGUGGAUUCAGUCGCUUGGCUCAUGGCAGGUUAUUAUGUGGGAGGAGGGGCAGUUUCGGGACCAGCCAUUCAGGUUCUUGCAGGAGACCAGCCAAGACUUCAAGGUUCUAGUCCCAGCUGGGCACCUGACUCACUUUGACUAAGUCACUUAAGCCCAGAAGCUAAAGUUACACAAAGCAAGCACUGUCGUGACGUCCUGCCUCCUGAACCACAUUCUUCAGGAGGAGUCAGCUUUCGAGUUACAACAGAGGUCCUUCUCACUGCUUCCCCCUUUCUGUGAGGACCAAACCAUAAGGCUGCGACGAGGGAGCAGGCAAAAGGAGCAGUUGGGGUGACUUCCUUUCUAGCCUUAUCUGAUACUAGGAGCAUCAGGGACACUGCAAGAGUCAAACGACAGCAGGAUUUUUUAUUUUGUGAAGCAAUUGCUUGGACACAAAGGGGGACAUGGGACAAGUCCAUUGCAGGGCACUGCCCCAUAAGCCUCAAGCCUGCCUCAGUCAGCUCCUACUUGCCUCCCUUCUUACAACAUAAAAGCAGCAGGAGAGCCUGCUGGAUUAGCCAAUGGCACAUUUACUCCAGCAUCCUAUUCUCACAGGGACCGACCAGGGGAAUCCGCGAGCAGGAUUUCAGCACCAGAGCACUCUUCCCCCAUAGCUCUCCCCCAUCUCUCCCCAUACCCUUAUUUGGCGGGACAGUCCCUUAUCCCAGCGCCAUGUCCCGCUGCUGUCCCUUAUUGAUGUCCCUUAAAUUUCCCGGGUUUCAAAGGAAGCAGCUCCUCUCCCUCCCUCCCUGCCGGUCAGGGAGGAGGGAGGCUCCAGCUGUGUUGUUUGGCUGCGUUGCUCACCCAAUAAGGAGUCUAAGGAUGACUGGGGGGUGGAGCUUGCAUGCCUUGUGCCGAUCAAAUCGGCCGCGUUGCCUGGGGACUUGCCUUUGCUCAGCGCUUCCCAGCGGAGAGGUGACAGUGGUUUUCCUUGCUGCAUCCCCUUUGCUGGGUUGCAGCGCUAUGGGAACCACCACUUGAGGCUUCAUUUGGCUGCUGGUUGACUAAAAUCCCUUAUUUUGGCUGUCGAUCCCUUAUUUUAGAGGCUGCUGGUCCCUUAUUUUCAAAUCUGUAAGUUGACAGCUAUGCUCUCCCCUCCCGUGGCUUCAAGCAAGUGGUCUUCAGAAGGUGUUUCCAGCUGUGGAGGCAGAGCAUAGCUCUCAUGGCCAGUAGCUAUUGAUACCCCUGGGCCAUCCAUGAAUUUGUCCAAUCAACUAAAUGGGUGGCCGUCACUGCCUCUAGUGGGAGGGAGUUCCAUAGUUUAACAAUGCACCGCAGGAAGAUAAUUCUUUCUUUUGUUAUCUGUCCUGAUUAUCCUCCUCCUCCUCCUCCUCUUCCUCCUCCUCUUCUUCUUUUUUUCCCCUUUUUUUAUAAUUUUUUAUUAGAAACUUAAACAUAACAUUAUAUCUGAAAACAUAAUAUCCUUAAUUUUCCCCCAUUUUCCUCCCUCCCCCCACCCUCCCAUACCCCCCCCCGACUUCCCUCAGUUCCAGUCUUUGGUUUCUCUAUGAAUGCUAUUCUCUGCAUGUUGCAAAAUUGUAUAACUCCUUAAUUUCCUGAUUAUCCUUUCAACAUUCAGCUUCACUGGAUGCUCGUGAGUUCUAGUGUUAUGAGAAAAAGAAAAGAAAAGAAAACUUCUCUAUCUGCUUUCUCCAUGCCAUGCAUAGUUUUUAUAAACUUAUGAUAUCACCUGUCCAGCGGGUGGCCCUGCCUUUUAGCUUCCUUCCCAGUUUGCCCUUGUAGAACUCAGCAAGGAGUAGAAUGGGACAAACCUAGAAUUAGUCAGUUUGACUUGACAUUGGCUCUGGCUCUACGUACUGUUGACCUCCCUGCUCCAGGGAAGAGUUAUAGCACUAGUGUUCCUUAUAAGUUUGCAGGAAAGGUUUGACUGAGUUUGGGAAAGGUGGCAAUGGUACUUAACAUCCACCCACACCCACACACUCACAGUUCCUCUGUAUUGCAAAGGGGGUACAGUCCAGUGGAGGUCUGCACCACAUUUCCAGAUGAACAUGUUAAUCAGUUCUCAAUUGUCAAUUUUUCAUGGUUGACUCUCUCCUUAUUAAACUUGCAAUGUCCCAUCAAUUAGUCAAUCAAGUGGCAGGGUGGGAUCCAGCUCAGAAAAGACCUGGACAAACAUUAAAAGGCGUGAUAAUAGAUAGAAGAGAUCGUAAACCAGUGUGGUGCAGCAACUGGAGUGUAGACCAAGAGCUGGCAGACCAGGGUUCAAGUCCCUACUAGUCCACCAUGAAACUCAUUGGGUGACUUUGGACUGGUCACAGUCUCUCAGCUUAAUCUACCUCACAGGUUUGCAGUGAGGACAGAAUGGAGAGGGAUCAUUAUUAAUAAUGUGCAAAGGUAUGGGUUUUUUUGGGGGGGGGGUUGUGUGUGUGCACAAAACACUCCAUCUCUGAUGGUGCAACCUGGAUUUGCUAGGAUGUUAUUUAAUCCCACUGGAAAAUAACAAGAGUCUGGAAAUGCCCUUAUGCCAUCUUCCUCUGGACACACGAUCCCUGAAGCAGCAGCCACUGACAAUUAAGCCACUAAACUCCGACCCUCAGGAUUGUGGCAGUCCUCCCCUGCUGAUUUCUGAGGCGUUUGCUCUGUUCAGCUGUGUAUCUCUGGACCUGGGUUUCUGGGAACUGCUGUGUACAAAGCAGAAGCAAAGUUGAGUCAUGCUCCUUCCUGUAAAGUGCAACAUUUGACUUGUCAAUCUCACCCACAAGGGUUGUUAUCUUCAUCCCUCCCAAUUUACCUUACUAAACAGGGAAAGCCCCUAUUUUCUUCUAUCUGUCCCUGAUUAAUCAUUGUCCCUAUUUUGCUUUGGGAGAAUGCCUUCGCCUAUUAUUAUUAUUAUUAUUUAAUUUUAUAUAAAGUUUAAACAGAAAGUAGCAAUAAAAAAGAAAGCACAGUUUUGAUAAACCAGUAACAGAACGGUAAAUAAUGAAAACCGCUUCUCCUCCUCCCUCCCUGUCACCUUUUCCUUUCAUGUCUGUUCAGCUAUGUACACAUUCCCGUUUCCUUCAGCUCCAGUGCACUCCCAACCGCUGGCAUUUGCAGUCAAGUAUACAUGAUGCCGGGACGCAGGUGGCGCUGUGGGUUAAACCACAGAGCCUAGGGCUUGCCGAUCUGAAGGUCGGCAGUUCGAAUCCCCAUGACGGGGUGAGCUCCCAUUGCUUGGUCCCUGCUCCUGCCAACCUAGCAGUUUGAAAGCACGUCAAAGUGCAAGUAGAUAAAUAGGUACCGCUCUGGCGGAAAUGUAAGCGGUGUUUCCGUCCGCUGCUCUGGUUCGCCAGAAGCGGCUUAGUCAUGCUGGCCACAUGACCUGGAAGCUGUAUGCUGGCUCCCUUGGCCAAUAAAGCGAGAUGAGUGCUGCAACCCCAGAGUCAUCCGCGACUGGACCUAAUGGUCAGGGGUCCCUUUACCUUUACCUUUAUACAUGAUGCCAGCCACAAUCCAUAAUGCAUCCUGUCGUUUCCUGAGAAAUACUGCUGUUUGAUGUGUUUCCUAUUAAACCAGCUUCCAUUUGAUUUGAAAACACCAGGUCCAGGUUAAGCCAAGGUGUAUACAGUUCAGACAGCCAUUGCACAUGUGCAGAUGAAAGUGUAUGCUCAGAUUUCGACUCCCUUGAAUUGGAGCUCAGGGCAGUUGCAGGCUUGCAGAAACAAAUUGGGUAAUGUGAAUCGAGUGUAGACACCCCACCCCAGUCUCUGAUGUGUGCAACAAGACUUGAAAUGCAGCAGGAGGGAACAACGACCUUGCUGUGUCGUAAGCCAGCCACUAAUGUCUACAUAUCCUUAGACUGUAAACCUGUGAGCACGGGCUGCCUUGUUUCAACUGAUUGUAUGUCAGCCACUGAAGGAGCCUUUUAAAUAUGAACCGCAGGGUAGAAAUACUCAAAAUAAACAAACAUUUAACCACUAGUGAUUGAACAAUUGAUAUCAUCAGGCAAUUAAACGUUUAGUGAAAUGGCAUAAUCAUGACCCUGGCUUAUUCUUACAUGUGAAUAUGUGGCAAUGACGUGUCUCCUUUGCUUGCUCAUCUGUAACACACUGGCCUGCUCUGAAGCAAACCCCUUGUGAAAUAUAGCUCUUAGGUCAGGGUGAGGAAGAGGCAAAAUAGGCACAUUACUUCUGGUUCCAUAUACCACCCGCCCCCCUUUUAUCUGGUGACAAUACAUAUAAAUGUAGGAUCUAUGUAAGUUGCAGAAAAUUCACAGGGGGAGUUACACACCCCCACACCCACACCCCCACACCCUCACUGCCAAGAUGGAGCGGAAGAAGGCAAAAUCCUGGCAGUGGCAGGUCCUUCAUCUGCUAGGAAGGACCCCUGUUGUGGAGAGGUCUAUAGAGACAGAGGUUUUCUCCAUUCACCUGUUUGAGGAGAGAUUUAAGGCUAAUGUUCCUUUUUUCCACCCCGCCAGGCAUCCAGCUGAUGACAGGAAGACAAGAGUUCAAAGGUACCAACAUCUGCGCCCGGGAAGCAGCUUUCAUGCCUACGUUUGGGGGAAAGUGUGGGUGGAACAGACAGUCUCUCCGCUCCAAAGUGAGAGAGUUGCUUUAAUUUGAACCAGUUUUCUUUCCCUGCAGGCUCUGUUGCCAGGUGGGUCCCUCGACAGAGACAAACAUCAGGAGGGCUUUGCUAGAUCUGGGCAGUGGUCCAUCCACUCCAACAUCUUGUCUCUUACAAUGGACAAUCAGGUGCCUCUGGGAAGCCCACCCAGUGUGGCACAAAAGUAGCCCUCUCCCCGCACUGUUGCCUUCCAAUAAUAAUAAUAAUAAUAAUAAUAAUAAUAAUUUAUUAUUUGUACCCCGCCCAUCUGGCUGGGUUUCCCCAGCCACUCUGGGCGGCUUCCAUAGAAACCAAAAAUACAGUAAAAUAUCACAGAUUAAAAACUUCCCUGAACAGGGCUGCCUUAAGAUGUCUUCUAAAUGUCAGGUAGUUAUUUACCGCUUUGACAUCUGAUGGGAGGGCGUUCCACAGGGCGGGCGCCACUACCGAGAAGGCCCUCUGCCUGGUUCCCUGUAGCUUUGCUUCUCACAAUGAGGGAACCGCCAGAAGGCCCUCGGCGCUGGACCUCAGUGUCCGGGCAGAACGAUGGGGGUGGAGACGCUCCUUCAGGUAUACUGGGCCGAGGCCGUUUAGGGCUUUAAAGGUCAGCACCAACACUUUGAAUUGUGCUCGGAAACGUACUGGGAGCCAGUGUAGGUCUUUCAAGACUGGUGUUAUAUGGUCUCGGCGGCUGCUCCCAGUCACCAGUCUAGCUGCCGCAUUCUGGAUUAGUUGUAGUUUCCGAGUCACCUUCAAAGGUAGCCCCACGUAGAGCGCAUUGCAGUAGUCCAAGCGGGAGAUAACCAGAGCAUUAAUAUUUUGGGAGCUUAUUAUUUUAUUGUAUUUCUAUCCCACCUUCCCUCCAGGGAACUGAAGGUGUCAUACCUUCAGGUUCUCCCUUCCCUCUCCAUGUGAUCCUCACCAAUGACCCUGUGAGGUAGGUUAGGCUGAGAGACGGUGACUUGCCCAGGAUCACCCAGUGAACUUCAUGGUUGAGUCAGGACUCGAACCCAGGUCUGAGCGGCCCGGGUUCGAGUCCUGCUUAACCAUGAAGUUCACUGGGUGAUCCUUGGCCAGUCACCAUCUGUCAGCCUAACCUACCUCCUAGGGGGACUGGCAGCAGAAUGUUCAAGUGUGAAAUGCUCUUGCCCAGAGUUCCAGCCAGCCAUCCCCUCCUGUGAUACUCUAUUCCACCACCCACUUCCAGUUUUCCAUUUCCCCUCCAAGACUCAGGUCAUGUUGCCACUGAGCACUGACAGUCCUUGCUGGUCCGUUGUUGUUUUUAUUGUAAUCCUCAUUUUAAGACUUUUUUCCUAACUUCCCUGCCCGCCUCCAGUAUUCUGCAAACCUCAGGGUUUCCCCAAACAUGCCAAAAUCUCCUCUGUGUGUGUGUGGUUCCAUUUUGGCUCCACUGGCACUGGCACUCACACCUGAACAUUGGAAACAGUGUGAAUGAUAGACAUCUCCUCCCCCACGAAUUACGCUAAUCUCUUUUUUAAACCAUUUAAGCCAGCAGGCGUCACCACUUCUUGCAAUAGCAAAUUUCAUCAGUUUGUGAUACGUUGCACGAAUCUAUUGUUUGUCACGUGUGAUUUGUAUGUUGGCUACUGUUUCCUUCUGCUGGUUUUUAAUAGGUUUCAUUUUUAUUGUAACUGUGUGUGCUUUAUUGUCGUUAGCUGUCUUGGACAGCUAAGCGGGGAAAGGCGGGAUAAUGUUUAAGGUAAUAAUACUUUAAAAUAGAUAAAUAUGGAUGGGGGGAAAUAGGUGCAUUUGCUCAUACUGAGGUGAGCUCUGUUGUGGUUCCUCUGCUAGUUCUCUGCAUGCUCUCUGUCCUGCCCAUUUAUAGACCACAUGCAUACUAUAUCUUGAAUGUCCAUUUAAAGCACAAAAUGGCCUCUGCCCAAGAAUCCUGGGAACUGUAGAAGAGUUUGGAUUUGAUAUCCUUCUUUAUCACUACCCGAAGGAGUCUCAAAGAGGCUAACAUUCUCCUUUCCCUUCCUCCCCCACAACAAACACUCUGUGAGGUGAGUGAGGCUGAGAGACUUCAGAGAAGUGUGACUAGCCCAAGGUCACCCAGCAGCUGCAUGUGGAGGAGCGGAGACGCGAACCCGGUUCACCAGAUUACGAGUCUACCGCUCUUAACCACUUCACCACACUGGCUCUGUAGUGUGUUAAGGGAGGGAUAGCUCAGUUCGUAGAGCAUGAGACCCUUAAUCGCAGGUUUGUGGGUUCGAGUCUCAUGUUGGGUGAAAAAUUCCUGCACUGCAGGGGGUUGGACUAGAUGACCCUCAUGGUCCCUUCCGGAUCUGCAAUUCUGUGAGGGGUAAGAUUACAGUUCAGUGGAAGAAGCCAAGUGCUUUAAAUCCCUGGUGUGAAUGUGACCACAGAACAAAGUGACGAGUGUCAAAGCAGAAGUUGCUGCUUGGAUUUCAGUACCAUUUUGUACACUGUUUGCCUAAACUUUCUUCGUCAUUAGGAAGAGUUGGGAAAGGAAGCAGGUGAUAUUCCUAUCCUGUUUGGUGCUGGAUUGUCAGAACAGAAGAAGGACCCUUCACCAAAUGCCUGUCACAAGCCAACAUCCUGUUAUCACAGUGGCCAACCAGAUGCACAUGGGAAGCCCAGAAGCAGAACCUCAGCACAACAGCAGCUUUUCCAAGAGAACUGUAUUCAGAGGCACACACUGAUUCCAUGA